AUAAUUUUCCAAAACAUCUUUAAAAAAAAACUAAACCAAACAACUUUUCGUACUUUUUAUCUCUAAACUUCAUCACCCAAACUCAAACCAAACAUACCCAAAAUCUUUGAAUCAAAAUCUAUUCAACCAAACACUAACUCGAACUCCACCACAACCAAUUUUCUCAAAGCCCUAAUCGCCUCGGAUCAUGUAAUUAAUCCGAAUUCGAAUCUGGGUUUUGGUGGAUUCGAUUUGGAGACCCGAGAGAGCGAGAGAGAGAGAGAGAGAGGGAUCAUGACUCGGCGGUGUUCGUAUUGCAGCCACAAUGGCCAGAACUCUCGGACCUGCCCGAACCGUGGAGUCAAGCUAUUCGGAGUCCGGUUGACUGAUGGAUCGAUCCGGAAGAGUUCCAGUAUGGGUAACUUGACCCAUUACACCGGAUCCAGUAGCGGUAACCUUCAAAAUGGCCUCGCCGGAAACAACCAUGACUCUCCCGGAGACACGCCAGACCACGGCGGCGCCGCUGGAGAUGGGUAUGCGUUGGAGGAUUUUGUUCCCGGGUCGUCGUCCAGUCGGGAAAGAAAGAAAGGCACCAGAGUUCAAUACCCCCCAAAUGAAAGAAGAAGCAUCAUCAUCUUCAAAAUGUCAAUCUUGCCCCUCUUCUUCCAUGGGAAACUCUGAAAUAUUGCAGAUAAUGUCACUACCCAAUUUCAUGAUGACCCCAAACUCGAUCAAUCUAGACUCAACAACCAUGCCCUUACUUGACACCAUAGAGACUGACCAUCACAACAAGUCCUCAACUCAAACCCCUCUCCAACACUCCUUCACCCACCUCCCAUUCUUGCCCGAAAGCCACGACUCCGUCUUGGGCCUCAGUGAAUCCAACUUUCUUGAUGUGUUCACGAGCACUCGACAAGCUGUUGAACUUGAAAAUGUGUCACAGAUCAACUUUGGCUCACCAUUCCUUGAAUUGGAUGGCACGGGGAGGAACGAUGGAAGAGCUGAUGGUUUCUUUGAUGAAUUGCCAGCUGACAUGUUUGAUUACCUCUAGCCAAUUCCAAGCUCAUUGAAGCUUUGAAUCGCUGUUAGGAGAUGAGAAGUUUAUGUGUUUGAUAUGUGUAUUGAACAUGGUAGUGACAAUGUCUUCUGGAUAUUUUGUGUUGCAUAUGUUUUACUACAUGGUGCACUAGUUAGUGGUUUAAUAUUAGCUAGGCAUGAAUGCAUUUUCAUAUUGUGGUAUGACUGAGACUUCUUUGUAGUAUAUUAUUACUAUUUCAGUUCUUCUACAUGCACAAAAUUUAAUCAUAGAAUUAGACAUUUAUACUUA
Messenger RNA from Camellia sinensis, 1306 nucleotides. RefSeq lists its product as uncharacterized. NCBI's taxonomy places the organism in Eukaryota, Viridiplantae, Streptophyta, Magnoliopsida, Ericales, Theaceae. The record is from RefSeq and is a predicted model, not a curated record.